AUGGCUGACAAAGAAGCGCCAAGCGGCUUCAUACCUGGCAGAGCGGAGGCUACAGCAGAGAAGCCGUCACCGCCAUCUGUGGCAGGCAGCAGCGAGCAGACGUUGCGCUCAGGAGACCCUGCUUCGCCCCGGCGCUCGCAUGAGCGCACGCGGAUCAGGAGAGCAGAGAAGGAUGGCUUGAUGAUGGCGGAGGAGAGGCGCGAGGACGAGCGAAGAAAGGCCAACAACAAGAGGAAAGAGGGGGCUAUAAGUCGACUGAUGGACUCGGAUCGGGUGAGCACGCACGGGCUUCAGGAAGGCUAUAUGCAGCCUAUCCCCCGCGAUGAGCUAGCUAGCUGAUUCUCAAGUACUGUAUGGGCCGACAUCCUUGUCAGGCAUUGGCAGACCUGUUAAUGCAGACUGCUGGCUCUCUCUCUGCACUUGUCACCAUCACCUCGGACGGGGAGAAGGCUCUAGCUGCGGGGAGUGAUAACGCAGAGCACCAAGCGCAAGCAGCUCGCGAUAGUCUGCCAUCCACCGCAAGCAGCGCUGAUCGCGUCAAGGUGUUCGAAGGUAGAGCAAGUCAGUGGUUUGCGACUUUGAAUGUGAGCAAGGAAGCCUGACCCAGGUGCUCCACAGGAAGGAGUCCGCGCUGACCAGCCCUCCUGCGAGCUUGUAGGACAUCCAAACUUCUCUAAGGACAGCAACCGCGACCUUGCGCGCAGAUGGCCGACCAGCCAUCUCGGAUGGAGUGAAUCUCUUUGGGCCAGGGAGCUCUUAUGCUGCUCGGACAGAGGCGGGGAGCGCAGGUCGUGGGCAUACGUUGCCUCUUCAAGGUGCAAUGAGCGGUCACAGGCCACGUAAAGAAGACAGAGAUGCCUCGCUAUCACUCGGCGCCCUGAGACUCCAGCAGCAGAGUUGGAGGCAGUUAAACGAUGCCCUCGAAGAAAUCGCCACGGGCUCCGCCCACCUUGAACCCGAUCAGCACCGCAUCGCCAGAAAUCGACCCUCAACUUCGGAGGAGCGGGUGGGGGAUGUCACUUCAAUCGUUCGCGAGCAUCAGCUUACGGCAGACGCCCGACUGAUAGGGGAACUCCUCGGCUCUACCAGCACACUUUUCCCUGACCAGAGCCCCAGCGAACAACACAAUACUGCCUCCGGCUCCGGCUCCGCGGCUUUAGCAUAG
Molecule: messenger RNA, 1165 nt
Organism: Ceraceosorus bombacis
Lineage: Eukaryota; Fungi; Basidiomycota; Exobasidiomycetes; Ceraceosorales; Ceraceosoraceae
Source: the annotation of a GenBank genome assembly